Molecule: messenger RNA, 2176 nt
Organism: Antechinus flavipes (yellow-footed antechinus)
Lineage: Eukaryota; Metazoa; Chordata; Mammalia; Dasyuromorphia; Dasyuridae
Gene: FAM114A2
Product: family with sequence similarity 114 member A2
Exons: 14
Coding region: 82-1602 (506 amino acids)
Source: RefSeq, a predicted model, not a curated record
CUCUUUGGUGACAAUCCACUUCCGGGGCGUCGGGGAUUGCUUUGGUCGGCAGCAGCUGCUCUCUAUGGAGAUAAUCUAAUCAUGUCUGAAAAUGAUGGUGUUAAUAAUAUGGCAACAGUAGAAGAAAUUUCCAGUUUUGAAAACGGAAACAGUGGGCCACACAAACAAGCUCAAUCUGCUGACCCUAGUGCCACACAAGAAUCUGAAUCAGAGUCUAUUGCCCCUACUCGUAAAAGACCUGAAACAAAACCACCCAGUGAGCCUGUGACUUCAGUUCUCCCUGAUGAAGAACUGAAGUCUGUGGCCAAGGAUGCUGUUUCUAAAGAAGCACCCCAAACAGGAUGGGGAUACUGGGGAAAUUGGGGCAAAUCAUUGCUUUCUUCCGCUUCAGCUACUGUAGCCACUGUAGGACAAGGCAUUUCAAAUGUCAUUGAGAAAGCAGAGACUUCCCUUGGCAUCCCUAGUCCCACUGAAAUUUCAUCUGAAACUCAAAAUAUAGGAGAUACUAAUGUCAAAGCAGGUAGCCUCUAUAAAGAGGAUGGAAAUACCUCACCAAUGGGUGCAGCACUUGGUGUAUUCUCAACUAUAUCUACAGCAGUUCAGAGUACAGGAAAGAGUGUUAUUACUGGAGGUUUAGAUGCUUUAGAGUUUAUUGGGAAAAAGACAAUGGAUGUCAUAGCUGAAGGUGAUCCUGGAUUUAAAAAAACCAAGGGCUUAAUGAACCGAAAUUCUACGUUGUCCCAGGUUUUGCGAGAGGCAAAAGAUAAGGAAGAACUGAGGACAGCCAAUGAGGUUACCAUGGAUACUGAAAAGAAAGCUCAUUAUGGAUUACUCUUUGAUGAAUUUCAAGGCCUUUCACAUCUGGAAGCUUUGGAGAUGCUUUCUCGAGAGAGUGAAAUAAAGGUGAAAUCUCUCACUAAUUCUCUGUCUGGUGAAGAAUUAGAGAAUAUAAAACUCGACUUGGAACAAAUCAAAGAAGCUUUUUCAUUAGCUGAACUCAGUGAUGAAGAAGAUGAUGAAAAAAAGGAAGAUGAAGAUUUCACUACAGAGAUAACGGAGCUGUUUUCCCAGCUGCAUGUUUCUACCAGACCUGACAAACUGACCAAUGCAAGAAAUACUGUUCAUGAGUGGAUCAGGAUGUCUAGCUCCAAACCUUUAACAGAGGAAGAAGAAGAAAGAAAGCAAGUAGAACUGGAGAAUUCAGAGGAAGAAGAUAAAAAAACAAUAGAGGAUAUUCAUGCAUUUGCCAUCCAAAGUCUGGCGGAACUCACAGCCUACUCCAUUGAAAUGUUUCAUAAAACAGCAGCAUUAAUUCUGCAUGGUCAAAAACAAGAGAUAACUGCUUUAAAGAGAAGCAAAACCCUUUCGCAAAUGACAAUUUUGUUGUGUAAAGAAUUGUCUUCAAUGUCUAAAGAGUUUGCCACAUGCCUGACAGCUGUUGGGGUAAAAGAAAAAGCAGAUGUGCUUAAUCCACUAAUAACUGGUGUGUUUCUAGAGGCAUCCAACAGUGCUUCAUAUGUCCAGGAUGCUUUUCAAUUACUUCUUCCGGUGCUUGAAAUCUCCCUCAUUCAGAGCCAGAUUGAAUCAUCACAGUCAAAAUGAGUUCCAUUCUAAAAGAAGAGAGGCAAUUCCUCAUUUACAAAAGCCAAUAUGAAGAAAUGUUUAAGGACAAUAAGUUUUGACCUUGAUCUUCCAGCAAUGGCUAAAAAGUGCCAGACCACCUUUGGACCUUAUUGAUCUGAUGAUUCUGUAGUCUAGACAAUUAGGCAGUCUAAGCAGGUUUAAAAGAGUAAAUUUGUUGCCUUCAUUGUUUGACCAGGACUCCUCUUUCUGCAACUGCAGAUAGUUAUGUGCAUUAAUAAAUUUUUGAAAGAAGAUUUUUGGAAAAAAUCCAAGAUGAAUAGCUCUUGACAAAAGGUUAGCAUCUUCUGCUAAUGUGAAGUUUAACCAAAAACAUCUCUUCCACUUUGACACGACGCAUAUAUAACCUAAAAACUACAAAUCCUUGUUAAAAGGAGAAACUGGAUCUUUGAACACUGCUUUUUCUUUUCAGUUAGCACACAAAUUUUUGGUUGUGUGUGUGAAAAAGAAUUUAAUUUUUUAUUCCCAGAUACUAUUGUUUGAUUUGGAAGUAUCGCAUAUUUUUUUCCUUCUCAGAAUAAAAACUUCAGCUAUA